AUGUCAUUAACUAAAGAUAUCACAUUACCUGAUGGAUUGAAAAUUUCCUUACCUACUGGAUUAUUCAUCAAUAAUGAAUUCAUUGAAUCUAAAAGUGGUAAAACCAUUGACUCCAUCAAUCCUUCCACUGGUGAAGUCAAUGCCACUGUAUAUUGCGCUGAAGAAGCUGAUGUUGAUUUAGCUGUUGAUUAUGCUAAAAAAGUAGCCACUUCAUGGAGAGACACUACCGGUGUUGAAAGAGGUGAAUAUUUAAACAAAUUGGCUGAUUUGAUGGCUGAAGAUAGAGAAAUCUUAGGUUCUUUAGAAGCCUGGGAUGGUGGUAAAACUAAAGCCACUAAUGCCGUUUACGAUGUUGAUGAAUGUGUUUCCGUAUUAAGAUAUUAUGCCGGUUGGGCUGAUAAAAUUCAUGGAUCUGUAAUUCAAAACGAUCCAAAGAAAUUAGCUUAUACCAUUCAUGAACCAUAUGGAGUUUGUGGACACAUCAUUCCAUGGAAUUAUCCAUUAUUAAUGGCUAUUUGGGCCAUUGCUCCUGCUUUAGCCGCUGGUAACGUUUCAAUCUUGAAAACUUCAGAAAUCACUCCUUUAUCAAUGUUAUAUGUUGGUCUUUUAGUGCAAAAAGCCAAAUUUCCUCCUGGUACUUUCCAAAUUUUAUCAGGUGAAGGUAAAGUUUGUGGUAAUGCUUUAGCUUCUCACGUUGAUGUCCAAAAGAUUUCUUUCACUGGUUCAACAGCUACUGGUAGAUUAAUCCAAAAAGCCGCAUCGGCUAAUUUAAAAGCCGUCACCUUGGAAUGCGGAGGUAAAUCUCCAAUUAUUAUUAGAGCCGAUGCCGAUAUUGAACAAGCCGUUAAAUGGACUGCUAUGGGUAUCUUCUUCAAUCAAGGUCAAGUUUGUACUUCAAACUCCAGAUGUUACAUCCAUGCUGAUGUUUAUGAAGAUUUCUUACAAAAAUUAAAAGAACAUGUUCUCGAAGCUUAUCCACAAGGACCAGUUUAUGAAGAUAAAUCAGUUGUUGGUCCACAAGUGUCACAAAUGCAAUUUGAUAAAAUCUUAGGUUAUAUUGACAUUGGUAAAAAAGAAGGUGCUAGAGUUGUCAUGGGAGGUGAAAGAAAUACUGAAGCUGAUUUAGCUAAAGGUUUCUUUAUCAAACCAACUGUUUUCGCUGACUGUAAACCAGAAAUGAGAAUCAUCAAUGAAGAAAUCUUCGGUCCAGUAUUAGCUUGUUCCAAAUUCUCUAGUGAUGAAGAAGUAUUAAAAUUUGCUAACCAAACUGAAUAUGGUUUAGGUGCAGCUAUCUUCACCAAAGAUAUUGCUGUUGCUCAUAACAUGGCUAGAAACAUUGAAAGUGGUAUGAUCUGGAUCAACUCUUCCAAUGAUUCUGACUUACAUGUUCCUUUCGGAGGUGUUAAAGGUUCAGGUGUUGGUAGACAAUUAGGUCAAUAUGGUUUAGAACAUUAUACUCAAGCCAAAGCCAUUCACGUUAACUUAGGUACCAGAUUAUAA
This is a messenger RNA of Yamadazyma jaroonii, 1500 nucleotides long. NCBI's taxonomy places the organism in Eukaryota, Fungi, Ascomycota, Pichiomycetes, Serinales, Debaryomycetaceae. The record is from the annotation of a GenBank genome assembly.